GAGACCCCUGGGGCUGCAGCUCCCCUCAUGGCCCAGAGCCUCCUCCAGCAGGGAGGUCCUGGCUCGGUGGAGCCUUUAUCACAGCACCUGCACCAGGAUCAAGGCACAGGGAGCCCCAGGCAUGCGCAGGGAGGUGGGUGGAGGGGCCUUGAGAUAAGGCAGCAGACACAACACAGUGGCGUGGGGCGGGGGGACCCCCUUCCCAGCCCUCUUAAAUGGCGUGGGUGCGUUGGGCAGCACUGCAGCCAUGGAGAGAACCACGGUGCUGAUCACGGGCUGCUCCUCAGGCAUCGGCCUGGGGCUGGCUGCACGCCUGGCAGCCGACCCCGCUCGCCGCUUCAAAGGUAAAGGGGAUUGGUAAAGGGGUCUCCGGGCUGGGCCAGGCUCCUCACCAAGGAGAGACAGAGCCUGGGGUGGGCUGGGCUGGGUGCUGGCCCUGCAGCUCGGUGCCACUGCUGCCCACGGCCACGCUCUCUCCCCAGUUUAUGCCACCAUGCGUGACCUGGCCAAGGGUGAGCGGCUGCUGGAGCGCCUGGGGGGCUGCUGCCCCGACACGCUGGAGCUCCUGCAGCUGGAUGUCACUGACCCCUGCUCGCUGGCAGCUGCUGCACAGCGGGUGCAGGGACAGCGGCUGGAUGUGCUGGUCUGCAAUGCAGGGGUGGGACUGAUGGGACCGCUGGAGACCUGCUCCGACCAGGCCAUGAAAACUCUCUUCGAUGUGAACCUCUUUGGGGCUGUCCGCACCAUCCAGGCGUUCCUGCCAGCCAUGAAGAGCCGCAGGGCCGGGCGGAUCAUAGUCUCCAGCAGCAUCGGGGGGCUGCAAGGGCUGCCCUUCAACGCUGUGUACUGUGCCAGCAAGUUUGCAGUGGAGGGGCUGUGCGAGAGUCUGGCCAUCGUCCUGCGCCCCUUCAACAUCCACCUGACGCUGGUGGAGUGCGGGCCCGUCCACACCAGCUUCCUGGCCAACCUGCAGCGCCCCGACCCUGAGGGCAGCGAGAUGCGGGGCUUGGACGCCGAGACACAGGGGCUGUACCGCCGGUACCUGGGGCACUGUCAGAGCAUCUUCCGCGACACGGCCCAGGAGGUGGAGGAGGUGCUGCCGGUGUUCCUGGAGGCCAUCGGCAGCCCCUGCCCACCCCUUCGCUGCGCCAGCACCCAGCUCCUCGCCCCGCUCUGGCGCCUGCGGCUGAGCAGCCCCGACGGCUCCGAGUACGUCCGCGCCAUGCACGACUUCGUGUUCGGCAGCAGCGAGACCGGCGGGGACCAGCCCUGAGCAAAGCCACCGCAACACCGGGACCGCGGGCCCGUUCGCGCGCUCGGUGCCGCCGUGUCCCCAAUAAAGCCCUUUGCAGCCGCA
Molecule: messenger RNA, 1357 nt
Organism: Taeniopygia guttata (zebra finch)
Lineage: Eukaryota; Metazoa; Chordata; Aves; Passeriformes; Estrildidae
Source: RefSeq, a predicted model, not a curated record